Pieris macdunnoughi is the source of this 1254-nucleotide messenger RNA. NCBI's taxonomy places the organism in Eukaryota, Metazoa, Arthropoda, Insecta, Lepidoptera, Pieridae. The record is from the annotation of a GenBank genome assembly.
AUGAAUUGUCUUAUAGUAAUAGCUAUUAUAAUUAUAACGAAUAGAUGUGAUGCAUACAAAAAUAAUGAAAUUAAAAAUGAUCUCAGAAAAAUAGAUUUAGAUUUACUUAAAAAUGUAAAAGAAAAUAACGUACAAAUAGAUACAAUAGAAGUAACACCAGAAUUUGAAUAUAAAGAAUUAUUUAAGAGAUUUGCAAGAAACCAAACGCACUCCAGAGUUAAAAGAAUAGCAAAAGAAGUAGAGGAGACAACAAAUCUAACCGAAGAAUGUGUAGGAGCCCCAGAGUUUUGUAAUCUAUCAAGAGAAGAGUAUGUAACUAUGUUGAAUGAAUAUGUAUAUCCGCACACAUACGAAUGGGUCUUGAUAGCAACGCACACAGCGGUAUUCGUGAUCGGAUUGGUUGGGAAUGCGCUUGUAUGCGUGGCAGUGUAUAGAAAUCAUUCUAUGAGGACAGUGACCAAUUAUUUCUUAGUGAAUUUGGCUGUAGCGGAUUUUAUGGUGAUACUAUUCUGUUUGCCCGCGACAGUUCUAUGGGAUGUGACGGAAACUUGGUUUCUAGGUGCUGCCUUGUGCAAGAUACUGCUUUAUUUCCAGUCAGUAUCGGUGACAGUGUCAGUUUUGACAUUGACAUUCAUCUCCUUUGACCGCUGGUACGCCAUUUGCUUCCCGCUCAAAUUCAAGUCAACAAUCAGCCGAGCGAAGACCGCCAUUCUGCUAAUAUGGACUAUCUCGUUAACGUUUAAUGCGCCGGAGUUAGUGGUGCUUACUACGGUGAAGUUGGUUCCUCUACGCUUCGAACUGGAGUAUUUAGUUCAAUGCACGGCAACUUGGUCGUACACCAGUGACCUGGUUUGGCACAUCACAAAAGUUGUUUUCAUAUAUACCAUUCCCCUACUCCUGAUGACAGUUGCAUAUCAUCAGAUAGUUAGGGUACUUUGGAGUUCAGACAAAAUACCUGGACAGGCUGAAACCAUGAAAUUAGCUUCUGCUGAACAAUCUCAGCUUCGGUCCCGUCGCAAAGCUGCCAAGAUGCUGGUGGCUGUGGUCGUCAUGUUUGCAGUCUGCUACUUUCCUGUUCAUCUAUUAUCUGUUCUUAGGUACCUACCAGAUAUAAAGCAAAACGAUGUACUGACGUGCUUGGCGCUUCUCUCACAUGUUCUGUGCUAUGCAAACUCCGCUAUCAACCCGUUGAUAUAUAAUUUUAUGAGUGGUAAGCCAUUUAAGACUCUAGUUGUAAUAUAUGUAGACAGUUAA